Linum trigynum is the source of this 421-nucleotide messenger RNA. Lineage: Eukaryota; Viridiplantae; Streptophyta; Magnoliopsida; Malpighiales; Linaceae. The record is from the annotation of a GenBank genome assembly.
AGGAAACAUUGUGGGAAAGGGAGAGAAGGGGAUAAAAAUUUGAGAGGGAAUGGCAAGCAACAGAACCCUAGCAGCAAUAAUCAUAGUGGUGCUAAUGGUUGCCGCCGCGAUGACUGAGUCGUCGGCGGCCAGUGAAGGUGGUUCCGUAGGCUGUCGCAUACCUUGCGAGGAAGAUUGCAAUAAGAAACAUGAUUACAAGAACAGGGAAUAUUGUCAAAUGACUUGUGCAACCACCUGCUACAACAAACCUAUAAUAGAUUUCAUGAUGAAAUUAUUUGCAUCCAACCCCAAAUCAUGAAGAAGACAAGAGAGAUUGUAAUUUCAUCUAUGAAUUGUUACUUUUUGUUGUCAUAAUUGGUGGGAAGAGGUAAUGCUGGUGAUUUUUCUUUCCAUUUGCAAGUAAUCAACAGCCAUUGGAUUG